This is a messenger RNA of Nezara viridula (southern green stink bug), 764 nucleotides long. NCBI's taxonomy places the organism in Eukaryota, Metazoa, Arthropoda, Insecta, Hemiptera, Pentatomidae. The record is from the annotation of a GenBank genome assembly.
CUUAAAUUGUAUAACAUAAAUAUUUUGGAUUUAUGUAGCUUGCAUUAUCUAUAUGGAGGUUAUAUGAACGAUUCGUUAUUGAUUUGCUACGUUAAUUUGGAAAUGUCUAAAGCAGGGAGACUUGUGAAAAAUUUUAAAAAGUCCUUAGUAAAAGUUAAUCAUGGCAAUAAAGUAAAAACUAACAUACCUGCUGGUCUGGCUUCUCCAGGACCUCCUUUAGGUCCUAUGUUGGGUCAGGUUGGUUUGAACAUUGCUGCCUUUUGUAAAGAUUUUAAUGAAAAAACAAAGGAUUUUAAAGAAGGUAUUCCUCUACCAACACGUAUCUCUGUUAACCCAGACAGAAGUUAUAAUUUAGUCAUACACAAACCACCCACAACAUUUUUUUUAAAACAAGCUGCUGGUGUACAGAGGUGUGCUAUGGAACCAGGAAAAGAAGUUUGCGGUAAAAUCACUCUGAAGCAUUUGUAUGAAAUAGCAAAGAUAAAAUCGACUGACCCAGUUAAUGAGUGUUUGUCCUUAGAGGAUCUUUGUAAGAAGUUUGUUGGCAUUGCUCACUCAUGCGGGAUAGAAAUAGUUAAAGAGCUGGAUCCUGAUGAAUAUCAACAGUUUCUGGAAUACCGGAAGGAAGUUGUAGCUGAUCAGAAAAAAGAACUUCAGGAAAAAAGAGAAGCUAAAAUGCUUAGAACUGGUUAGAAUUAAUAAAAAAUAUAAAGUUAAUGUAUAGUACUUUUUUUCAAAUAAAUUUUUAACAUUUUUGUUUUUUU